GCUCUUGCGCAGGCAAACGAGGAAUCUGCUUUUGCGCCUCAAUCUUCUGCCCUGGAUUUUCGCACCAAGAAGACCUGAGUCUGCAGGUGUUUUCCCUACACUAUCCUGGCGAUCGGAAAGUCGGAGAACAUCAUGCGGAAUCAGUGCUUACAAAUCAUCGGCGGCGGUGACCAGUGUCAAGGUCGCGGCAUGCCUCUGUGUUUUGUUUAUUUUGACGUGCCCAUUCAGUUUGUUAACGACCACGAAGCGGCCGAAGAUUGCAGGAAGACUUUGGCGUCGCCUGACCCAUGCUCCAGCUCGGGCGCCGCUGAAGAAUCGGCGCCGUCAAAUGAACUGCCGGGAAGCUCUUUGCAGAAAAAAGCCACAGAUCGAGGGGAGGACGCGAGUGGCCACCACCAGUUUGAAAAUCGAACGUCAAAAGAUUUCAAGGAUCAAAAUCACAAACGAAUCAAAGCAGAGGCCUCAGAAAUGCUGCUGAGGGAAACCUGGAACGCGCCAAGACCACCAUCGUCGUGCAACACGAUUGUACAAGAGACGGUGACAACUACUACUUGUCGACGACGACUGCCUUCCGCCCCCGAGGCCCGCCUCCGCCGCCUCUUCUUGGCCGCCCCCACCGCUCAGCAGCCGGCAGCUCGCCCCCUCUCGGCCCCUGCGAUGUGCAGCGACUCAGUUUUGCUGCCCGGCGACACCGGCACGCUCAUGCCCAAAAACCGGACGCCCUGCUACUGCCACCACCAGCACGAUGGCAACAAGGACCAGCAGAUGCAACAGCACAUCGAGUUUUCCUGUCGUCUCAACUUCGACGACAUGAAUUACAACUACAAUUACAUCGAGAAUGAAUAUUUCCUGCCCGCGAGAAUCAUCCCCCGCUUCUCGUCUCUUCCGAGGACGAUGUCCAUGCUCGCGAACAUUUCAAAAUCGUCAAGCUCGAGUGAAAACGAAGAGGAGUGCCACAGUUUGGCCGACAGUCUUGAGGAUUUGUCCAGAUUGAGUUCGCGCCUAGGCGACGCCAAGUCGGCUUUGACGACGGCCCUGUCCACUCAGCAACCGCCGAAAUCGCCUCUUCCCAAACCUGAAAAGUUCUUCGUCAACCUGAAGGAGCAGGAGCAAAACAACUUCGGUCUGCAGCUUCCCGAAUUCCUGAGGGAGAAGCUGGAGAAGCGCCGGCUGGAGUUGGAGAGGAAAAAGGCGCUCGACCCUUUGCCGACGCCCAGAACCAGGACGCCGCGCCUCAACAGGGCCAGACGCAUCGUCAUCAACAAGUUCAACCAGUUCGAAAGCAUUCCCGAGGAAAAUCUCGACACCAACAACAGGAUCAAGAUUGCGCGAUCCAGAGCUUUGGCCCGAAAUUACCAGCCGCGCUUCCAAGUGGGCCACUCGCAGCGAGCGCUCCAAGGAAUAGUGCAAGAGACAAAAGACUUGUCAAUCUUGUCUUCCAAGAUUGACGGCAGAGAAGCCAUCCAGUCGGUGGUUCCGUUGCCAAUGCCAAAGGUCAAAGGCAAGCGCCUUACGGACAUGGCGGCCGCGACCCCUGGUUGGGGAAAUUUCUACGUCAUCAAGGGCGACGAGGACGCCAAAGGUGACGCUCCGAAAGCAAAAAGUGCGCGGAAAAAGUGGACGAAAAUCGAAACUAGCAGUUCUGAGGAGAGAAUAACCACAACAAUCAAAGUGCAAAACCCUUCCAACAUGAGGCAGCAGCAACGGGCAGCCAGCUCGGUCACAAAGUCAACCUCUUAUUCUCUGCCCAGAUUAUCUAGUGGUGGACGCGCGAGUUCGAGUGACAGAAUGCGACCUGUGCCCAACAUGCAAAGGCACCCUCCUGUUCCCGCCAUCAAGCGGAGACAGUCCAAGGACGUCGCCCUGCCUUCCCUUCAGUCUCCGACCGACGAGUCUGUCAAGUUCAGGACUUUCACAAGGAGCAAGAGUGGAAGAGAAACGGCGCCUCUUUCGCCGUCCAAAGCCAAAGUUGCGGUCGUCAAGCAAAGCAACAUUCUCGCAAAGUCUGAAAUCGAGCCCGGCACAAUCGUGGCCGAGGCUGGCUCCACCGACUCUGGCACUUGGAGCGUCACCCUGUCCGGUCUCUACCCUCAACCGGAAAUGGAGCUCAGACUGGUUUUUCCUCCACUGGCAGAUGGCGAGGAUAAAAAUGACGAAAAGCAGGACCCCCAAGGAGACAAGGACGAACUCAAGAAAAGCAGUCCCAAGACGAAGGGGAAUGUGAGAGCAGUGCCUAGUCCAGCAGGGGGAGAAAACUGCGCCAAUUACAUUUUGAACAUCAAGAAUGGAGAGGGAAAAGGCAGCAGCAAACAAGCUAGCCAGAGACCUGGCAGUGGCGGGUCGGUGAAAUCAAAUCCGCGGUCUCGACCCAAUUCUGCAGGCAGCCCAAGGGGUAGUCCAAGCAAAUCUAAAGCGCUAGUUCCUGCGUCAAAAGCUCUGGUUUCGAAAGAGCCGGAAAUGUCUCUGACGCCUCCGAGUGGGACGGACGAGGUUUUAAUGUGGCCGGAAAUGCAGGCGUUGCUUCAGGAACAAAUGACCAGGCACGUCAAAAAGCAAAUCACAACCGUCACCACAAGUGAGACGAUGACUACGACGACCGAAGGGGCAAUCAUGGUGCAAAGACUGCGAGGGGGAGAGAGCACCGAGGCCCUCAACUUCUCUCCCGACCCGCAGCCCUUGGAGGGGAACAACAUGGCAGUGGUGUCGCACAGAAGGAAGCGAGCCUCCAGCUAGUCUUCAUUCUAAAAUCUCUUUCAGUCUAAUUUAUACUUAAUACUUUUGAAUGUGACUUCUAAAAAUAAAAAUAAUCUAUUUUAAUUAAAAACUCUCAAACUCAAACGGAACUCUGUUGAUUGGGCGUCUCGAUAGAAAGUCGAAAUACUUUAAUCAACUUUUAUCAUGAAAAGUUGGCGAAACUCAUUGUCGUAGGUGCUAGUCUAUGUUAACAAUUGAGUUUCUCCAUUGCUUCAAUUUGCCUCUCAUCUCUGUACAUAUUGAUGUGGAAACUCAUAAUCAAGCACUUGUGAAUAAAAUAAAUUUUUGUAUUAAUUAAAAAAAGAAUUACAAAAUAAUACAUAUUCAUGAA
Neocloeon triangulifer is the source of this 3085-nucleotide messenger RNA. RefSeq lists its product as uncharacterized. Bases 133 to 2733 code for a protein of 866 amino acids. NCBI's taxonomy places the organism in Eukaryota, Metazoa, Arthropoda, Insecta, Ephemeroptera, Baetidae. The transcript has 13 exons. The record is from RefSeq and is a predicted model, not a curated record.